CCCUCCCCCUUUCACGCGCCUCUUCCUCUUCGCCUGCACUUCCUGCUGUAGAAAAGCUCUACGCAUGCGAAGUGAUUCUUCCUAUUUGGGGUAGAAAGACACACGAACAGCACAUCAUGACUGAUGUCGAUUUCCAAAGUGGGGAUUCCGGGGCCUCUUCAACGUACCCACAGCAGUGCUCUGCAUUGAGGAAGAAUGGCUAUGUCAUGAUUAAAGAGCGUCCCUGUAAGAUCGUUGAAAUGAGUACCUCCAAGACUGGCAAGCAUGGACAUGCAAAGGUUCACCUUGUAGGAAUCGACGUCUUUACACAGAAGAAGUUAGAAGAUAUCUGCCCGUCUACCCAUAACAUGGAUGUCCCAAAUGUUACAAGAAAAGAUUACCAGGUUAUAGACGUCUCCGAAGGAUACUUGUCCCUGAUGGAUGAUGGUGGAAAUACCAGAGAGGACCUUAAACUGCCAGAUAACGAGCUGGGCAAAGAAAUCGAAAAGAGGUUCGAUAAUGGUGAAACUUUUAUGGUCUCUGUGCUGAAAGCCUUAGAUGAAGAAAUGGUGGUUGGCACCAAGGUUGUGUCCUAAGGUGUCCAGGACGACGCUGGAGGACCUUCCACUCUGUUCUCCAGUAUGGCUUUGAAGCCUCGCCAAAGCUACUGGCCUUCUCUUCCCCCCCCCCCCCACCCACCCAUCCCCCACCUACCCACCCAAACACCUCUCCACUAGUUUCCCUGCUGGUCCACUGAAACCUGGAAACUGGACUGGGUUAGCUUCAACUUUACCUUGGGGGGUCAGGGCUGACUGACAUUCUCUUCAAUCAAUGAAGUUAUCGAGCUGUUGCCGUCGCAGCUUUACUUUGCAAUGGCUGCUGAAAUUAUUCGGGCAAUUCCUAACAUUCCAGCAUUUCACAACAUUGUAUGGGUGAUUUUUUUUUUUUUUUUUUCUGUGCAUUACUUUUUAAAUCCUGCAAAUUGACCUUUUUCUCUUUGACUUAAGUUGUCUGUGAGUCAUGUAUUUUAAGGAUUGUUUACAGUUGAGAUGCUUCACCUUGCUUUCAACAUAAAUCCCCCCCCCUCCCUAAAAUGGUUUUCUCUUAAAAGAAAAAUAACUUCAUUGAUAGUUGAAAUAUGCCUUUCUGCCUUUGACAAUUAAAACAUGCAUGUACAUGCACACUUAUAAUUGACUUGUAUACACAUGCCCUAGCAGCUAUUAAAAUGUAAACCGCAAACAUUUUAUUUACCGGGUGUCAAUAAGAUCGUUCUUUUGUAGCAGGUGUCUGGUGUCACACUUGUUCUGAAGCUGAACCCACCUGGGAAAGGGUGGCUGGCUGUGGCCAUUUUCUCUUCUAUGCUUUUAAACAUUUUUUUUCUUUCACUUGAGGCCUUUUAUAAGCAACAAAUGUAUAAAAAACACUUCUUUUUUCUUUUUUUGGAAGAACAAAACACUGAAAACCUUAAUUAUUUGCAACUUCACAGUGCUAAAGAAUUCUUAGCAUUCAGUUGUGGAAACCAGAAACAUUUCAUUUCUUAGACGGAGCCUAAUCUAGAUGGUAGUUCUGCUGUGGGUAAUCUAAAGUCUUGCUGUAUGGAAGACAUUGGUGCUCAAGAACAGAAUAGAUGAGGGAUAUAUUUGGGGGGGGGGGGGGUAUGAAGUAGUUUUUGGGGUUGGUAGUUCUGUUUCCAGUUAAAUGGGAUUUUUAAGCAUUUUGAGCAGAGUUUUCACUCCGGAUUGUGGCUCAAACAUUUUUAUGAAAUCAAAGUACCAAUAUGGUGACUGGUUCUCUACGUUUACAUCCACACAAAACGUAUUGGGGACAUCUGGUAAUUGUUAGAAAACCAGAAUGUGUUUACAUGCACUGCAUUAAUGUGGUUGCUGUAGAAUCUGCCUUUACAUGCAGAUAGUCCGUUUUCUUCUCUACCUCCUACCAUAAAAUUAGUUAUAAAUGUAUUUGCAGUAUAUUUCAAGCACAGCAGCCUGAGUUUCUUUUCCUAGCUUUUCGGCUCUGAGCAUUUGCACUGAUGGUGCAGCGAGGAGGGUAGACUCUAGUGAAGUUUUAGGAUUGCAUGUGUUAAGAAAUGUAGAGAUAACCUGCUAUUCAGCUAUAGAAAUUACUUUAGACUUGUUUGUUUUUAGACUGAGUUUGGAUUUUAGCUAUCUUCUGUUGUCAUAGCAAUACUUUUCCUAUUUCUAUUUCCUAGUUUAAUGAUCCUGUGCUCAUGUUAAAAAUAAGUCAGUGAAGCGUAUAUGUUAAAUUUGAUUUCUCUUCCAGAAAUCCCUUAAGUGUUAACGUGAUUUUUAAAAAAAAAAUUUUGAUUACUGCCAAAAAUGGACAAUAAUCAGAUUAGUUAAAUACGUGGAAACGCACUCAUGGGAAGGUAUUCUGUCCAGCUGUCAAUUUGUCCUUUGAACAAUCAGUCUCUUGUUCUGUCAGUCCAGUUGAAGGAUUUUUUUCACUUACACCAACGUAAUACAUGGAAUGUUAUGUGUAUUAAGUUCUACAAUAAUUUUGUUUCAACAUUGAUUUCUUGUUCAAUGUGUGGUUUUCCCUAAAAAAAUUGUUAGGAGCUAUGGCAUCACAACAGUGGCUUCCAAUGCAGUUUUUUAUUUAAAUUUUUCCUCUUGGCCAUCUAGAUUUUCACUUAUGGUAUAAAACGGUACAAUAAUCGUACUCUGGACUGCAGGGCCAAAAGGUAAAAGCCAGAUUACUGUACUCAUUGUACUGGUACAUUUCAGUACUGGUAAACUUCAUAUUGGGUAUUCAUUUCUUUAAGCAGGAGGGGAAAAUAUUGACUAGCAAAUGAACGAUUUAAAGGCAGCAGCAUAGAAUUGUUGACUCAUGUGGGACAUUAAGACAACUGACAUUUAUUGUCAGAUGGGGGCACACUCAGGCAAGAAUACUUAGGGGCUCCCUCCCAGCUUUCAUGAGCAAAUAAAUCCUCUCACACAGGGGCGUAGCACAAACUUCUGGGCCUUGUAGAAAGGCGUUUUCUAUGGGCCCUCCCUGCAUCCACAGCUAUUCAUUUUAGCAUAUUUUCUGGCCCUUAUGGGGGGGCUCUAGAUACACUCCCCUUCCCCCAUUUGAGAAUAUGUUUAAGAGAGAUGUCCUGUAGUGGUUGGUUUCACAUGCUGAUCUAGGAUCAGAGGCUGCUUGGGAUACAACUGCAGAAUGACUGACGCAAGUGUCCAGGGCAUUUUCUCAGGGCUCCAAACAGUGUUAUGAAAUGGGUUACCUAAUGGUGUCAUCAGUGAGGAGAAUCACUGAGAUUAGAAUUUUAUUUUGUAUUAAUUUGACUUACGAGUUGUACUAUUCUGGUAUUGAAGAUUGUGACAUUUCCUGUUUUCCCCCCUUGGAUUUUCUCUGGUGCCUCUCCUCAAAGACAGUGUCUCCUUCACAUUGUUGAAAUGUUCAUUUGUAGAUCAGAACACAGGUAAAGUGUACUGUGGUAAAACGGAGAGUAGGUGAAUUAGUCUUGUAUGUUGCUGGCCUAUGGGUUCUAGGGCGUUUCCGCAGCUUGGCACAGGUCUCUUUUUUUUUUCUUGCUAAAAAAACUUUCUAAGGGAAAUCUAAACUUACGCCUCUUCUGGAACACAAAGACACAUGGGCUCCUCUAUUCUAACUAAUGUAUGGCUGCUGUCUUAAAAAUGACAACUGUCUGUUUUUGUUGUAUAGGCAAAAUAAAGCUCAUUCAGAUGUUA
This is a messenger RNA of Etheostoma cragini (Arkansas darter), 3686 nucleotides long. It is a transcript of the gene eif5a2, whose product is annotated as eukaryotic translation initiation factor 5A2. The record is from RefSeq and is a predicted model, not a curated record. NCBI's taxonomy places the organism in Eukaryota, Metazoa, Chordata, Actinopteri, Perciformes, Percidae. The coding region runs from base 117 to 575 and encodes 152 amino acids. The transcript is spliced from 5 exons. Gene Ontology annotation, biological process: positive regulation of translational elongation; positive regulation of translational termination. Gene Ontology annotation, molecular function: RNA binding; translation elongation factor activity; ribosome binding.